AUGAAUAAUUACAAAAGUAAAGUAAGUUAUGAUAGUCCCUGUGACUCAGACAAUGAUUGGACCAACUCUUCAGACGACUCAAAGUAUUCAGAUUCAGAAAGCUCUGUACCUGAAUGGGAUUCGGACGUCGGCGAGGAUGGAGAAUUGGUUUACAUAAAAAUUAAGAAUGAUAACGAAACCACGGAUUACACGAAGACACCUCUUUUGGAAAACUGUGAAACUUUUAAACUCAGAAACAACUUUAAAAGAUCUUCAACUCGACGAUCUACGAAAGGAAGAAUAUUUAAAGUAUUAAAAUCUCACAAGUCAAAAACUACCGAGAGUAGCACAAGAAAAGGUGAUGAUGGAGCAUCCAAUGUGAAUAGAAAUAUGCUUCCCGAUGAAAAGCUUAUUAUUGUUCAGGUCAGCAAAAGCAUGAUAUUCAGCAGUGAAAAAAACUGCCAAAUAGAGAAACUUUUUGGUUUAAGCCUAGAGACACAUGCUGAUGGCAAAACUUUAACAGUUGCAGAAUUUUUAACAGAAGCCAGAGCCAUUUACACACCGAAAGUUCAAAAAGGAUAUUACUUGCAAAAGAUUAAUGGGAUUGAAGUGAAUUCUUACAACAUUAAUAACAUUCUGCAAAGAGUUGUAGAGGACCAUAAUAGCCCAAGACUAACAUUCCAAGUACCGACAGAAAGCCAUAAGGUAGACUUAGAAAGGUUACUCAAGUCCAAAACGGCUCCAGAGAAUUCCUUGACACAUCUACUGAAGGAAUCUCUCUGCUCUGUUCUAUACAUAUGUUGUAACGACAUAGAAUACAAUAGUAAUGAUGACAAAGGAGUUCUAUACUGUUAUCCAAGACCCUUUAAUCAAAAUUUUUUGUAUAACACCAGAGGGGCUUACGUGACUUUGAACCAUUUGGCUCCAAAAUCUUUAGGGACCAGUGAACCAACAACUUCAACAGUACUCCAUAACAAUACUUUAAUCAAUGUUACUUACACUUCACAUUAUAAUGAUUUAUUAUUAAUUGCUUUUCCUAACAAGGAGGUUGAUAUGUUUGCAGCGAAAAAGGCUAUAGCUGAUGUAGUGAGGCUCUUAGAAUUCCUAUAUGGUUCAAUUAAGUCAAGUUUUACUAAGCCUAAUAACGUUGAUAAGUUAGAUAGUUUGUUCGCCCGAGUUUUCGUUACUUUGGUAAUUAAUAGUAGGGGGAAUAAAGAAGAUGGUGGGAGGAGUGUUGAAUUGUAUUUUGAAGAUAUGUUGGCUGCUCAUUCUGUUACAUUGCCCUUGGAGGUUAAGGUUCAAGUUGAUGAUGCUAUUACGGAGUUAGAAGCUGCUGAUUAUCGUGAAUGGACAGAUGACAUAGAAAACUUCCAAAGGCUAUACACAGUGAUUGGCUCCUGUUUAUAUUACUCCGGACACCUACUAAGUUCACACUUGCAAGACGAAGACUUGAAAGAAAUUAAUGCGUAUUUACGUUUAAAUGGUAUUCUAAAGUUAAGCACAGAGAAAGAGUUGGAGAAACUAGUGGUAUGGAGAGAAGUGUUCAUUAAUGAACAUAGAAAACAGAAUAAAAAUGAGGGUAAUGAGUUCAGAAUUUCAGAUGGCCGUUGGUUCCUCCUUACUGUUGGUAAGGGUCACUUUGUAUUAUCGACAUUGAUGGAAGCCGGCGGAUGUACAGAAGAUGCCGUCGGAGUAACUCCACCAUCUCCGUUCUACGUGGAAGAGUGCGAAAGUUGCCUCGAGUUACUGUAUGAUGUUGGACUGAAUAAGUAUUUAGUAUCCUGGUUCAAUUCCAACUCACAGCCCCAAGUUGAAACGUCGCCGGAAUAUCUCACUAAGUAUGGGAGGAAGAUUAGAGAUAUUAAUUCCUUAAAACCAGACUCGACACUCAAAACCUCAACCCUAAAAAUAUCGAAACAAACAGACAAACGGCGUCACAACUCUACAGAACAGAUCAAUGUGGGAUCAAGUACUAGUGACAUGAAUUCUAUGAACUCUCUCACUAACUAUGGCAGUCACCAUAGUCUAUACGCGCAGACUUAUAGUACCGCUCCAAAGUAUAGACAUUCUAGUCUAGAUGUCAGCUAUUCUGAGGAUUCUAACAGCUUGAAAAGUAAUAGUGAAGUAAGUGAAGAACGAAUACAGGGCAGAAGAGCGGAUAGAGAGCAAAGAAAUCGUCGGGAUUCGUCUGGCUCGGAUUCAGAUUGGGAUAGACUGGAUCGCAGCAGAGCCAGCGGAAGUUUAGACAUGUCUGAUAUCAGAAAGUCUUUGUUGAAUGAAAUUAAUCAUGUUACUGCAAAGAGAAUCACAGCGGGCGAAGAAAACGUGUUAUUUCACUUUGUGCACUUGGAAUCUGAGAGAGGAGUUUUGAUUGCACCGGUGAAGAAUAUAGAAGUACUGGCUAACAAUGUACUGUACUCAUACAUAGUGAAGACAUUCAGAUCUGCUUGUAAACAAAUACAUGAGCUGCUCCAACAUAGUAUAAGAUUCAAGAAAAACCACGCGCCAUCCAAUCCUUUGAACAAGAUUCUAGUGGCAGUGAAAGAGCACGGAAUGUUAUUUCAAGCACCAGUUGAUAUAUUGAGUCAGUGUGGAGUUAGCAAGAAGAAUUGUGAACCAUACCUGUUUUGGGUUGUUGGUCGAGUUUUCAGUGAACCGGAGCCAAGAGAAUUAUAUUUGUGCUACCACGAGUCUGUGCCUCAAGAUCUCACUGAGGUCGCUUAUUUGCUUUCUUACUUAGAGUAA
Messenger RNA from Spodoptera littoralis (African cotton leafworm), 2724 nucleotides. The record is from the annotation of a GenBank genome assembly. Lineage: Eukaryota; Metazoa; Arthropoda; Insecta; Lepidoptera; Noctuidae.